CCCGCCGCUAGGUAAAUACACCAGCUGGGUCACGGAAACCAGUUUAGACGAAGGAACCACUUGCGCCAUAACACCGCCACCGCGGCAGCUCCACUCACUGUCGUACUUGUUUAUCUUUUAAGUGUUAAAUUCAGACGCUGGUAAGUAAACCGAUAUUUUCUGCUGUAGUUACAUACACCCUUGUUCUGUGAAGGUCACAGGCAGCAGCCAUGAUUUCACCCGUAAUGGCAGAGAAGCAGCGGAAAGCGAAGCCGCUAAAGUAGUUCCUUUAACUUUGUAUUAGCUCUGCUCGAGCUAGCGUUAGCUUCGGGGGGCGGUGAGUUUGCUGGCAUCGACAGAGUAGACAUAUUAUAAUCACAAAUGUCAAAUACUUCUUUUAUGUGAGGUUUUAUUACCUGUUGUGUAAAACAGUCGCUAGCGUUAUAAAUAGUAAUAGACAGUGACUGGCUUCCUGAGUUUCCAUGAGAGGUAUGCUGUUCAAAGUAGCUAGCAGGCUAGCCUUAGGUUGCUAGCUACUAGUGGUCGUUUUUUCGUGUCUUUUAAAGAGAUACCAGCUUUAAAAACUUUUCUUUUCAAGUUAAUCUUUGUUAAUCAGUCCAAAUAAAAGUUGAUUUGACAUACUUUGUCAUUUUACCCUCCCCUCCCCCCUAGCCCCGCUCCUCAGGUUGUUGUGCUAUCUGAAGUUAGCCGGUUAAAUCUGGGUCAAGACAAAUCUGACUGUUGCAAUAGUUUUUGGCGACGUCUGAUCAGGUGUUGUCCGUGCUAAUGAAAGGUCGUCAUUUUCUUCAUUUUUAACUGUAAAGUAUGUGCGAAAGCUGAUUGUAGGCAGAUAGCUCGCUUUGACCUGCAGGAGAUUAGCAUUAGCAUGGUGUAGCCGGUGCUGCUGUCAGUGUGGUCAGUCUGAUCUCCUCUGUGUCAUCUAAAGGCCACCUGCGCUGCGGCCAAACUGGAAGGAGUCAUGGCACGGUUGGUAGCAAUCUGCAGGGAAGGGGAAGAGGACUACCCGUUCCUCUCAAGACAGAUCCCCUUGUACAUCGACGACAGUCUGACGGUGAGUAACCUUUCCUUUCUGCAUGGCCCAUGAAGAGGCUAACUCAUUCAUAAGCCUCUUUGUGUUUUCUCCUUGCACUCUUCAUGAGCUCCCAGAGGGAUUUAUUUCACUCCAAACAGGUUGUUUAAGUUAUGAAACACUGAUUAUUAUCACCAUUUUGAGCCCUCUAAUAUAAUGCAUUUUACCGUCAAAACCUGGGGAAUCUAAUACAACCCAGCAGAUCAAGCUCAAACUUCAAUUUGCUUCUGAAUGUUUCUUGACAUAAUCAGACAGGUGAUUUUUGUACUGUGUACUUAUUAUUGAAUAUGUAGUGGGUGCUGGUAGUGUAUUUAGCUCAUUAUCAAACCCAAUGAGAGUAAAAUAUUAGGAACACCGGUCAGUUUAAUGCACUCCAGUACAACACCAUCACCCAAAACAAUUGACCCAUUAUCGCCUGUCUGACCAUGUCAGCACAAACUGAAAUAUGGAAGCUUCAUAAAAUACAAAUUCAUGGCAGAGUUUUUGUAUCACUUUGCAUUUACCCUGAAUGUUAUUAUUGCUAGUUGGUAUAUGAUAUGACCCUGAAGUCAGCAUCUGAUCUGAUGGCAUUAUCACAAUCUGCAAUAAAGAAGAGGGUUUAGGAAAAUAGGUCCUCCUACCCCAGAGCCACUUUACCUGGAAAGUGCAGAAUCUUUAAAACACACAUCGAGAUUUGUGAUCCUGUCAUUCUACCUGUAACAGUGUAAAAGUGUGAGAUCGCUGCUACCAGGUCCUCAUCCAGAUCCACUACAGUUUGACUUGGCAGAUCAAGACGACAUUAUCCUAGAGGGCCUAUAGACUUUUAGAUUUUUGUAACCCUUUAUUCUGUUGCUGAAAAAUAAGUAUUAUUAUUAUUAUUAUUAUGAUUAUGAUUGUUAAUGGUAAAAAUCUAUAAUCAGAAGGAGCAAUAGGUCCCCACUUUUUUCCUUUUUUGAAACUAAAAUAAAGGUUUCACAGAUAUUAAACUGUUUGAAAAAGUCUGUUGGCGGUCUAGUCUAGAUUUGAAAAGUCAUAGCUUUGGGGUCUUUGAUCAGGAUAUAGAUAUGAAACUAGGUAUGGAAAAAUCAGUAAAAUUGCCCCUUUUGCAUCUACACAAAUAGAAUAAAGGUUUCACACCCCUUAAACUGUGUUUGAAGAAGUCGGUUGACAGUUUUUAAUUGUAUAGUCUAGAUCUGGCUAGUCCAGAUACAGUGGUUUUGGAACAGGUUGUAGUUUCCAUAACUUUAUUGUGAAGGCUGAACUGUGAUGGCACAAAAGAUGCUGUUCAGUGUCAUGUAACUGUAAAUAUCACAAUGCAUAUUUUGGAAAUAACCCUGCUAAAGGUGCAUUAACUGAUGGUGGUUGUGAUGACACUCAAGAUAUUAUAGUGUGACUUGACAUCAGAUGCUGGGAUCACAGGGUAACUCAUAUGCACCAUAAUACCAGAGAAAACAUGGUUCAGCAAUUCUGCAAAAAUUCUGCAAAACAUGACAACGUCUUUAACAAAUAGUUUUAUGGUUAACUGAAGGAUUAAUGUGAUCUGCAUUGGCGUGUAAAGUCAUGAAGUAGUGAUGCAGUGAAUGGAAAUCUAGAUGAAGUUAUGCGUUAGGUUUAAACAAAAAUGACGUGAAAUAGCACCAUUGUGCACUAAUUGUAUUAUUACUAUAUUCUUAAUUUGUCCCUAUUCUACCUGGUAUAUUUAUUUCAAUGACUUCUAUCCUGAAUGCAUUUUUCCUCAAAUUACAACAAAUGUCAUAUUUUUUUGGACAUGCUAAAAGGUCAGCCUGUAUUUUUGCCCUUUAACAGUGACUUUGACUGUGACACAUUAUUAAUACCAACAGUGCCAGACAUUUUCAGAAUUGAGAUUAUGGCCUGUAUGGUUGAUCAAACCAGCUGAUUUGUGGUGGUGGAUAUUGCUCUAAUAGGCGUUUACUGUUCUCCUUAUCUUUUCAUGACAGAUGGUGAUGGAGUUUUCUGACAGUGUCAUAGACGUUGACAGCAAUGAAAUAAAUGCAUCUCACUGGAAGCAAUUUUCUGAGGUGAGUAGUUGUAGUUUCACAGUGUAGCUCCUGUUAUAAUGUAUGGAGGCAUGCACAUUAUUCCUUUUUACGAUAUUUACAUGAGCAGAUGCAAAAAGCAAAUGGUUUGUCUUGAACAAUGUCAACAGUGUAAUAAUAGAUUUACCAUUGUUUUGCCUUUAGCAUUACUCUAAGCUGAAGCAGCAGGACUUGAAUAUGGCCCUGAUGGUGACGUCCAGGGAGGUAUACAGUGCCCUGUCUCAGCUGGUGCCAUGUGUAGGCUGCAGACGGAGCGUGGAGCGUCUCUUCUCCCAUUUAGUAGAAUCAGGGAACCCGGCCCUGGAGCCCCUCACAGUGAAACCUACAGGCAUGCUCUCAGUCACCAAAGCCUGUUUAUCUGACGUGAAGAAGCUCUACACUCUCUUCUACGUCCAUGGGUGAGCUACAGAGAGAUGGGUCUUCAUUUUCACUGCUUUAUAAUGCUGCUUCAGCGUCUUGCUUUGUUGAGAACCAUAAAGCAGAAGAGAAACUUGUACUAGCGCUGUAGUAUAACGUUAACAUUCUGGUUGUCUGUAUCAUAAUUGCAGGUCAAAGUUGAAUGACAUGAUCGAUGCCAUUCCCAAAAGUAAAAAGAACAAACGCUGCCAGCUACACUCCUUAGACACACACAAGCCUAAACCUCUGGGGUGAGUAAUGCAACUGUUGUAACUGUUGUCUUCAAUAAUGUUUUACGCAGAGUUGUUUGUCUCUAAACAGCAUUAAAGAGGGGAUUAAUAGAUAGUGUAUGUGCGGCAAACUAUGUUACAGCAUGUCAUGUUAAUACUAGAUUGGCUAGCUUAAUCUUCUCCCUCUUAAAUUGUUAGUGACACAUGAAAAAAGCAGUUAAGCUCAAUCUCUGUCUAGCCUACAGAGGUAGCGUUGAAGCACUUAGGGUUUAUUUUCUAAGUCUUGUUAAUGUGUGAAGACGUGAACAGCCUGUGGGUGUAUUUCACGAAGGACCAUGUUUUGUAGGAAGUACAGCACAUGAAAACUAACACCAUCACUCACAAUUAUGAAUUUAAAUAAAUCUAAAUAUCAAAAUAUUAACUAACUUGUAGAAGACACUCACAUGAUUCUAUCAGUCCUGCUGUUAAAAAACAUUUGAGUAACUUUGCUGUUGGUUUAAAUAAACAUUGACUUUUCAUCAGAUGGUAGUUCUAAUUUGGUUUCAAGUUCAGGGAAGAAAAAAAACAGGUGACAUCAGUUCUCCUCAAACUUAUAAUUAAUCUGUUAUAUUAACCAAGCAAAUAUCUACCAGUGCGACCUUUGCUUUAAUGUUUGUGCACACCUUUGCAUUUGAAAUGCUUUUACAUUGUGUUGUGAGGGGAAAUGCAGAAGUGGGUGUCUGCUCUCAAGUCAGGAUGUGGAUGUUGUUCAUUGUUUAACAUCGGUACAAUUUAAGUGAAAUGAACAUAUUGGAGCUCAUGGCAUCUAAUAUUCUAGGUAUUUUACUGAGGAGUCGGUGGAAACAAACCCAAGAGUUAACAGAUAGAAGAGUUGACUUAAAUUUACUAUAUGGAGGGAAAAAAGAGUUGUGGAUGCAUCCUUGCAAACUUUCAAAAAAUGUCACCUUACCAGCUCACCAAGUUUGUCAGCGUUACUCAUGCAGAUUAUUUGCCCCUCCUGAGUGGCCUAUGAAGUUUCUGAAGGUAAAAGAGAUGAUUCAAGUCUAAUUUCAUCUGUUUGUUUGCUUACAGGGGAAGCUGGAUGGAUGUUUGGGAGCUCAUGUCUCAGGAGUGUAGAGAUGAGGUGGUCCUCAUUGACAGCGCCUGUCUUUUAGAGACCCUGGAGACAUAUUUGCGUAAACACAGGUAAUGUGUGACCAUUGUAGCCUCAUUCAAAAUAUUCUAGUUCUAUUCUCUUUAAGGCUAUGUAGGUUUAGAAGGAACUGCAUUAAAGCUUAUUACUGCGUUGUCCACAGGUUUUGCACCGACUGUAAGAACAAAGUUCUGAGGGCAUAUAACAUCCUGGUGGGAGAGCUGGACUGCAGUAAAGAGAAGGGCUACUGUGCUGCCUUGUAUGAAGGGCUAUGCUGCUGCCCCCAUGAGCGCCACAUCCACGUGUGCUGUGAGACUGACUUCAUCGCUCACCUCCUUGGCCGGGCAGAGCCGGAGUUUGCAGGAGGUUAUGAGUAAGUAAAGUCCUCAGCAGUGAAGGUUGCAGUGCUCACUUUCACCACUGAUGAAGUUGAAUUUCAUGCCAUGGUCCUCUCUUUUUCCAUUUACACACGCAGUAUAUGAUAUAUAUUUUGUUUGUUUUGUAGACGCAGAGAGCGACAUGCCAAGACCAUUGACAUUGCACAGGAAGAAGUCCUGACUUGUCUGGGUAUUCAUCUGUAUGAGCGGCUGCACAGGAUCUGGCAGAAGCUACGGGCAGAGGAGCAGACCUGGCAGAUACUGUUCCAUUUAGGAGUUGAUGCACUACGCAAAAGCUUUGAGGUAAACAACGUAAAAAUUCAAACCUAUUUUUUUAAGAUAAUUAGCACAUUAUGACACUUGGUAAUCCAUCUGUUACCAUGCCCUUUAGAUGGCUGUAGAGAAGAUGCAGGGGAUCAGUCGGCUGGAGCAGUUUGUGGAGGAGCUGUCUGAAGAGGAGAGAGCCAAAGAGCUGAAGCAGGAGAAAAAAAGGCAAAAGCGAAAAAAUCGGCGGAAAAACAAGUGCAGCUUUGACAUGUCUGAACAGGACGUGGACGACAAGGAGAAAACAGAUGAGGUAAUCCUCCUAUCAGUCAGCGUUUGACAUUGAGUAUUGUGCAAGAGAGCAACACAUCCCUUAGAUCAUAUAUAACUCUGACCUGUGUCUGUUUCAGGGCUCUCUUGAGUCUGUGGAGGGCACGUGCAAAGUCUGCGGCAGCCAAGAUGAGGAGGAGGAGGAUGCCGGGUGUGACGAGGCAGCUGCCAACAGCAGCACAUCUUGUAACUGCCCAGACAACACCAAACAGAGUAAGGGAAAUGCACUUGGACAACUAUUGUCACAGUUUAAAUGUACACCAACUGACUAAAAAUGUUAUUCAUGUACCAUAAUUUAAAUCUAGCCACACUUGUGCAAAUAGUGACAAGCCUAACAAAGAUAUCACCAAAAACCCUCAAACAGGUUUCCUUGUGGAGGCAGCUUCAUUUAAGGAAAAACUACUGUUAAAAAAUAAAACAUCAAGCUUUACAGAAUGUGCAUUUUUGGCUGUUUUUCUGCAGAUUUGUCCCCACGCAGCAUUGGCAGUGACUGUGGCUACUCCUCAAAUACUGAGAGCAGUGAGAUAGGAUCACGAGAAGGUUCUGAUGUCGCCUGCUCUGAGGGAAUAUGCAACCAUGAUAUAGCAGGUCUGCUUUAGAUGGCUUUAAGAUGCUAUGAUUUCAAAUAGUCACUAUUUGUAACUAUUUGUUUUAAAUAUUCUUGUGAUCUUUUGGAGCUUUUUUCACUGUUUUUUUUUUUUUUAACCCUCGGCAGCUGAUGACUCAAACACCCAUCAUGGUGCUGAAGACAAAGAGGAGGAUGCAAUAGACAGUUGUGUGGACUGUUGGCCACUCUCUGAUGAAAACUCACAAUGCAAGAGUAAAAAGAAGAAAAGGAAGGGCAAGGGUUUAUGCAACAAUCAGGUAAGAGGAGUGUCUAUCUAUAGAGAUCAAAAGCUGUAUGCUAAAUAUUUAAAGGUUUGUUCAGAUUGAAACGUGCUGUUUUCUACAGGGACUUAAAGCUGAAGGUUGCAUGCCAGGCAGGAACACAACAAGCCACAGUCCACCAUCACACUCUUGCCGAACCAAAGAAAUCUUCUCCUCCUUGUGUGGUGAUAAACUUGCCAGCAUUGCACUACGAUUACCGUGGACAGCCCAUCAGAAGAACCUCAGCCUUAAUGGGAGCCCUGCAGAAGCUAACAUCAGUCUGGUGGAACUUCUGGUUAGUCAGAUAUUCAAUUUCAAUUAAAUACAGAAGACCAUUUAACUUGUUAUGAUGGGAGAAGUACGGCUGUAAGUAUUGAGUAUAACAGACGCUGUCCAAGUUGUGCUGUUGAGUCAUUAACUGUGCGUGAAAGCCCAUAAUGGCAAGGCCCUGAACUUGAAAAUUAGUUCUUAGUUAUUUAUCCCCUUGGUUUUAUAACAAAAGUUUUAGUGUUGUCCCUGAGACCUGCAAUCCUUUCUUUCUCAACUGGUUCAACUGUACUCAGCCUCGUGUUCUCAUUGUGCAUUUUGAGCAUAUUGAAAAAACUACCGAAAAGGUGACAGAUAUUUUGAAAAGUAUUCAAACAAUGCAAAAGUUGAUUUUAAACAUCAAAGUAAAUUUUAUUUUAUUCAGUUUAUUCACCUGAAUUGAAGUGGGAAUAUGUAAUACUUUUAAUUCCCACCCCUUCUCUGUUAUCAAUUAAUCAUCCAGGCUGCCUCCCCAUUUCAAAUUGACUUACACAUUAAGAAACAUUUGUUUUUUUUAUUCAGUUUUAAGUACAUAAAUAAUAAAUCUUAUUCAAAAAGACCAAAUAUCAGUGUGGCACUAGAUGAGGAAAUGAGAGUACUUCUUCCUUCAUUUAGUUCCUCAGAAAACAUUUCCUUCUGCAGUUUGCUGUCAGACACUGGGGUCAAGACUUUUUCAAUACAGCAUGGUGUCUACUUUUUUAAUUGGUCUUAACCUUUCUCUCUUUCCCUUUGUUCUUAUUUCUACAGGAUGACUCAGAAGUGGCUUCAGAUGAAGAGAACUGUCUGACACAGGAUGAAAUUCAGGCAUUUUUAGAAAGAAACCAGUCCUUCUACAACAACCGCCACCGGUACCGACAGCUCCUGAAAGAGAAAUUCACCAACUACUGUCGCUCCAAUGAGCCAAGUAAACCCGUCUGUGGAAAGUGGUUUGCCACCACUAGUGUCAACUAACUGCACUAACAGCAACCCUCCUGGGAAAAACACUCGUGACCACUGCUGCAACGUCUUUACGAAAGAUAACUAAGUACAUUCGGUGUAUGGUUCAGUCAUUUCUCUUUUUUUUAAUGCAAAUGUGAUUCUGACUUUCUGUUGCUCUCUCUCCCUUUUGCACUUGUACACAAACACACUUUUUCAUCUCAUUUCUUGGCCACGUCAUCACGUCGUGAUUGUUCUCUUUGACCAAGCCUAGCUCUGUGUCGUUGGUCUUUUGUAGGGUCAUUGGGUAAGAGCACAGUGGAAUCUAAUCAAGCUUUGCAAGCUGUGAUGUUAGGGAUACAUUUUAGGAGUCUUAUUUUAUGUAUUCUUGUUUUUUCUAUUUUUGUUUCUCUUUGGUGACACUUCAAUGUAGUGGUAAAGGUUGUACCAUUAAAUGUGUACAGAAAUUCUAAACAUAGAGAUUUUACAGAGAAUAAACAUCCAUUUGUAAUGAGAAUCUGGGUGUAAUGUCAAGAGCGCAAUGUGCAAAAUUUACUAAAUAAAGAGUAUUUAUUAAUAUGCAUUAA
Molecule: messenger RNA, 8509 nt
Organism: Xyrichtys novacula (pearly razorfish)
Lineage: Eukaryota; Metazoa; Chordata; Actinopteri; Labriformes; Labridae
Source: the annotation of a GenBank genome assembly